Moneuplotes crassus is the source of this 953-nucleotide messenger RNA. The record is from the annotation of a GenBank genome assembly. Lineage: Eukaryota; Ciliophora; Spirotrichea; Euplotida; Euplotidae.
UUUAAAAUGCAUAAAAUUAGAGGCGAAGAGAGUAAAUAUGAUAAUACUUCUGAAGGCAAUACUUCAAACUCUGAUGACUCAAAUAUUAAGUUUCUCUUUCGUUCAGCCCUUGAUGUAGGCUCUACCUUCUUAAAAAUCGAGCCAGAUGAUGAAGACAUUGAUUUUUAUCAAACAAGAGAAGGAACUAUGGUAGGAAGGAUAUACUUAGAAAACUCUACACCAGCAGCACCUGUAGCAUUUUUUGGAUGGUCUUCUCAUUUACUUGAGCUCAAAAUAACUCCAAACUACGGAUUCAUCAUGCCUGGAGAAUAUCAAUAUAUAGAAUUUGAGGUUCCUACUGAUGAUCCAGAGGAAGUAGACAAAGCGCUAUACUUCAUCAAAGCCUUACCUCUUGCCAAAAAUAUUGACAUGGAGGAGCUAGAAGAAAAUAUUGAUGAAGUAUUUCACGAACAUAAUCAAAGAAUCUUAUUUACACUUGCCACAAUGUCUGGAACACCAAACUUAGAAGCAAUGGCUGAUGAAGUUGAAUAUGAUAAUCAUAUCGACAGAGAAAAUAUAAUUCAUACUCAACAAUAUAAAGAAAAGAUAGAAAUGGAAAAGAGGCUCGAGCAAAAUGAGGUCUUAGCUUCAAAACCUAAUAAGCCUCAAGAGCAACUAAUAAAGCCAGAAGCAGACGCAUCUGUACCUGAAAUAGAUGAGUCUGAGACACAUCCUAGAGAAUCAGAUCUCUUGGGCUUAAAUGAGCAAACUUCAUCAAAAGAACUUGAUUUCUUUGACAAAUCUAAGGAUAAGUCUCAUACUCAAACUCAAGAUAUACAAGAACAUCUUAAAGAUGAAGAAGAAAGUGGAGAGGACUAUGGAGCUGACGAUUAUGAAGAUUCGAGUUCGGUAGACGAUACUAAAGGCAUGAAGUAAGAUCCAACCUAUUUCUUCCUCAAUUUUGAUAUGACAUU